AUGCGAACCAAAGACAGCCGACCAGAUCCAACUUUCUUCAUCUUGUUCGAGUUCUCUUCUUCUUUCUCUGGAUCUGACUACGAUAGUGAAAGUGAGGAAGAGUUCAAAAGCAAUUACGAAGUUGUUGGUGAAGAUGGAGAUGAAAAACAAGCCGACGACAGUGUGGCUCCGAAUGUGACAGACGUUGCAAAUGCACUCGCGAACGAAGAGCCAUUUGAGGAGCCAUCUUUCAUGCGAAUUUUAGAUUUGAAAGCCAUGCAUGCUCCGGAGUUUCCGGACUAUAUGAGUGCAAAAGUUCCUUUUGUCGCAUAUGGUGAGUUCGCCGUGGGGAUGGAAUUCAGUUCCAGUGAAGCUGUUAUUAAGGCGAUGAAGGAGUAUACCCUCCGAAUAUCUGUAGACUACCGUGUGUAUGAGUCAGAGCUGUUGACAUUUUAUGCGAAGUAUACACAGUACGAGUCAGGGUGUGAUUGGCUUAUCAGAGUACAACGGCAGUCACACUGUACCAGAGCAACCAUUUCUCAAGAUCAUUCGAAGCUGGAUUCAAAUACGAUUGCCGAAGCCAUAAAACCGUUGGUUGAGGCUGACCCCUCUUUAAAGGUAAAAUCAGUUAUUGCAGAAGAGCAGUCGAAGUUCAACUACACCGUCAGCUAUCAGAAAGCAUGGUUGGCAAAACAAAAGUACGUUGAAAAAAUAUUUGGAGAUUGGGAAGUGUCCUACGAAGCGUUGCCCAUAUGGUUCGAGGCCAUAUGUCAUAAGGAGUCAUCAGCUGUCGUACAUUUUGAGACUAUGCCUGCAUAUCAAGGGGAUGACUUGGUAAGUGAUAUUCGGGUAUUGCAUCAAGUCUUUUGGAGCUAUUACCCCUGCAUUAGAGCGUUCAGACACUGUAAGCUAGUUGUCCAGGUGGACGGGACUCAGUUGUACGGAAAGUACAAGGGUUGCUUGUUAGUGGCCGUUUCGCAGGAUGGUAACAACAAUAUCGUCCCGAUUGCAUUUGCUAUUGUCGAGGGAGAGACCUCUGAUGCUUGGCACUUUUUUCUUAGUAACCCGCGUCAACAUGUUGUGACUCGGGAUGGUGUGGGGCUUAUAUCGGACCGACAUGAGUCCAUAAAUGCAGUUGUGAAACGUAGUCACGGAGCUUGGUCACCUCUUAGAGCUUUUCACAUGUUUUGCAUCAAGCAUAUAGAGUCAAACUUUCUGAGGAAAUUCAAGGCACCCUACAUGCAAAAGCUAGUCGUCAACAUAGGAUAUUCGCGGACGGUUCGCGAGUAUGAAGUGCGUUACCAGCGUUUACGAGAGCGGGGCGAGGCGUACACUAACUGGUUAAACCGUAUUUCCCGUGAACAGUAUGUGUUGGUCUUCGACGGUGGCUACCGAUGGGGUCACAUGACAACUAAUCUAGUGGAAUGUAUCAACUUAGACGCGUUUAUCGGGCUAGGUUUAGGCCACUAG
Molecule: messenger RNA, 1449 nt
Organism: Arachis duranensis
Lineage: Eukaryota; Viridiplantae; Streptophyta; Magnoliopsida; Fabales; Fabaceae
Exons: 5
Coding region: 1-1449 (482 amino acids)
Source: RefSeq, a predicted model, not a curated record